Branchiostoma belcheri (Belcher's lancelet) is the source of this 1597-nucleotide messenger RNA. Its product is annotated as basic phospholipase A2 acanthin-2-like. Gene Ontology annotation, molecular function: phospholipid binding; calcium ion binding. Lineage: Eukaryota; Metazoa; Chordata; Leptocardii; Amphioxiformes; Branchiostomatidae. The record is from RefSeq and is a predicted model, not a curated record. Gene Ontology annotation, biological process: phospholipid metabolic process; arachidonate secretion; lipid catabolic process. The transcript is spliced from 4 exons. Bases 348 to 851 code for a protein of 167 amino acids.
CAGACGAACAAACAGGCAAACGCAAUGUGGCACACGCGAUCUGCUAAAAUAUUAUUGGAAAAAUUUCUCCAUUUCAAUAUUCCUUUCAUUUCCGCAAUUGCUAUUAUACAAAGAAGAUAUGUGAUAUUAUUUUCUGACCAUGGGUGACUGACUUGCAGUUCUUCAGGACAUAAAGAGUAAGUCAAACUCUCAUCUGUUUGGAGAUGACACAACACGUGCACCCCGGACCAUCUGAACACACAGACCUGGACACGGCCGCUUCUCUGUACAAACACUGAAGCCGCACAGACGUAAACACCGUCUGCCUCUCUCUCCGAGCGCGCGGUCAUAUCCGAGCGGUCAGGGAUAUGGAGGUCUCUAAACUUUACACGGGCUGGCUCUGCGUCAUUCUCAUUGCGUCUACCAGCCCAGCCGUGACCCUGGGUGCCCUGAGGACGAGACGCGACCUGUUCUCGCUGUCCGGGGUGAUCCGGUGUGUGACCGGACACAGCGCGCUGCUCAUGUACAACAACUACGGCUGCUUCUGCGGCAGAGGGGGGUGGGGGGCCGCACCGGUGGACCAGACAGACAGAUGCUGCGUUGCCCAUGACAACUGCUACGCCCUACCCAGCUGGUUUGGCGGCAUCUUCAUCCUGUACAGCUACAGGUGUGUGGACGGGACCGUCACCUGCACGAGCCGUAGCGCGCUGAGACGCCGCGUGUGCGAGUGUGACAAGGCGCUGGCCGAGUGUUUUGCCCGGUCUCCAUACAACCCGCAGUACAAAAACUACCAGUUCUGCGGCCAGGACGUUGCGGCAGGGACCACACCAGAACCGGAGACCAACACCGGCCGGAACACGUCUCACACCUAGCCUGACUACGGCCCACUGCAGACGAUGUCAAGACUGGCGAUAUCGGCGAUUAUUUUAUCCGCGGUAUCGAGAGGAACUGAUCUUGUUGAUGCAUAUGUACUAACAUGAACCAAUUACAUUGUAUUGUCAAACUUAGAACUACGUACCACCAUAUUGAUAACGUUGAAGGCUGUGAUGACUGCUUCUAUAAUGACAGAGAAUGCUGAGCUCCUACAUUGGACUAAUUUUUUAAUAGUGAUAAAGAAUCCUGGGCGGAAACAAUGAUAAGAUAAUAUUUCUUUUCUUUUCUUACUAGUAAACAGAAAAAAUAAUCUGUCUAGGUCCCUACGAGGCUCGAACUCGUGACCUUCUGCGUGUAAAGCAGAUGUGAUAACCACUACACCAAGGAACCGUGCGUUAGACAUUACGAUGAGUACACUUGUAUGUCUGGAUAGGCUACAUCCCCUAUACGCCCCCUAUAUGACUGAGCACUGAGGCGCAUCCGGGUUAUCGAUGUGUUAUCGCCAUCUCUCGUGCGUAUCAAUGUACGUAUUCAAAACAUGUGCAACACGAAACAUUGCUCUAGAAAUUAAGGCACAUUGCUGCAUUGAAAACGUACUUAAGACAUUACAAAUGUCUUUUCUUUCUCAAGUGUUGAUCCUGGCAGACCAGAUUUUACCUCUCAUGAUGAUCAGAGAUACUGUGAAGUGUUUGUUCAUAAUCGUUGUAUUACUCGUAUCUAUGUGUUUUGCCUCCUCUUGUCAACA